Molecule: messenger RNA, 756 nt
Organism: Sclerotinia borealis F-4128
Lineage: Eukaryota; Fungi; Ascomycota; Leotiomycetes; Helotiales; Sclerotiniaceae
Source: the annotation of a GenBank genome assembly
AUGGCUUCCAGAGUAUUACUGCGGCAGGGCAUUGCGCCUGCAGCAACUGGCGCAGCCUUAAUCGGAAUGGCUCUCUAUCCCCGGAGACCAUUACAUGCCGAAGCACCAGAUACCACCACUGAUGGUAGGAAAUCUAUCUACGAUGACUUUGAGGACCUCCCUUCCCCAUCCACGCCAACUCUCCCAUCCUCCAGAUCCAGAAGCCCCGCGUCGGAGGUAAUAUCGAGGAGACCUCCUGGUCCAACGCCUACCGAUAGACUCGCUGUGCAGAUAGGAAAGAGUCGAUUAUUCCUCUACGCACACGUCGUCGCCGCCGAGAACAAACUAAAUUCUAUGAUGGACUCUGCCCUUCACCUUGAAACCAGCUUUACUUCCACGAUUGCAUCGCUAGCACCAUCUCAACAAUCCGGGGAGAAGUUAAUGCCUGGGUCCAUCUACGUCUUGGUUGCCGCUAUGACGGGCUCAAUAAUAUCCCGAAACAGGAACAUCGUAUUGAGGGCUGCUGUGCCUUUCGCAGUCGGAAUUGGAGCAGGAUGGGUCGUCCUGCCCGUAACGAUGAGAAACGUGGCAAAUUUGGCAUGGGAAUAUGAAAGGAGGUUUCCAGUGAUUGCGGACUCACAUAUGAGAACGAGGGAGAGUGUAGAGAAGGCGUGGAGAAUGGCAAGGUUGCAUUCGAAGCAGGCAGUUUCAAUAGUGGAUGAGAAGAUCACUGAAGGGAGAGUGAAGGUAGAGGACUGGGUUAAGAAGGGAAAAUAG